AAAAAAUUUAUGCACGUAGUUUUAGUCCAUGCUGUUAAACCCUAAAGUGAACCACACCACACCACCAUGGCAGGCUUCUCCGCGCAACGUCUUCUUUACGCAUUCUGCUCCUCCUCCGCCACAGCGGCGGGGUCCCUCAUCGGUGGCACUUUCCACCCACGACAGUUUUCAGCGGGGAACGUGGCUCGCGCGACGGCGGCGAAAAUUGAUAAGGAGCCUUGGUGGAAGGAGUCUAUGGAAAAGGUUCGCAACAUUGGGAUCUCAGCGCACAUUGAUUCCGGGAAGACAACGUUGACGGAGCGGGUACUGUUCUACACUGGUCAGAUCCACAAGAUGCACGAAGUUCGCGGGAAAGAUGGCUGUGGUGCGAGGAUGGAUAGUAUGGUUUUGGAGAGAAAGAAGGGAAUCACCAUUAAGUCUGCUGCUACUUAUUGUAAUUGGAAAGGCUCUAAGAUCAACAUAAUUGACACGCCUGGUCACGUUGAUUUCACCAUUGAAGUCGAGAGGGCUUUGCGUGUUAUUGACGGCGCCAUUCUUCUUCUUUGUAGUGUUGGUGGUGUGCAAAGUCAGUCCAUUACUGUUGAUCGCCAAAUGAGAAGAUACCAAGUUCCGAGAAUUGCGUUUAUCAAUAAGCUUGAUCGAAUGGGAGCUGAUCCAUGGAAAGUUUUAAACCAGGCUAGGUCUAAGCUUCGCCAUCAUACUGCUGCAGUUCAAGUUCCAAUAGGUUUGGAGAAUGAAUUCACGGGACUUAUUGAUCUUGUCAAGUUAAAGGCCUACUAUUUUGAAGGUCCACAUGGCAAUGACGUUGUCGUUAAACAAGUUCCUUCAAACAUGGAAGCUUUCGUGGCCGAUAAAAGACGCCAACUCAUAGAAGCAGUGUCAGAGGUUGAUGAUAUACUUGCCGAAGCUUUUCUCAGCGACGACACCAUUUCAGAUGCUGAUCUUGACGAAGCAAUUCGCAGGGCUACCAUAGCUCGGAAAUUUAUACCGGUUUUCAUGGGCAGUGCUGUCAAAAACAAGGGGGUACAACCACUUUUGGAUGGUGUACUUAGUUAUUUGCCAUGUCCAAUUGAAGUUAGAAAUUAUGCUCUUGACCAAUCUAACAAUGAAGAGAAGGUUGAGCUUACCGGAAGUCCUGAUGCACCCCUUGUAGCAUUGGCUUUCAAGUUGGAGCAAACACAGUCGGGACAGUUAACCUAUCUAAGAAUUUAUGACGGCGUCAUUCGUAAGGGUGGUUUUAUUUUUAAUGUCAACACAGGUAAGAAUAUUAAGAUUUCUCGUCUGUUUCAAAUGCAUUCUGAUGAAAUGCAUGACAUUCAAGAGGCCCAUGCUGGUCAAAUAGUUGCGGUGUUUGGGCCGGAAUGUGCAUCAGGAGAUACUUUUACUGAUGGGUCAGUUAAGUACACAAUGACUUCUAUGGCUAUUCCUGAACCCGUGAUGUCAUUAGCGGUACAACCUGUCUUGCAAGAUUCUGGAGGGAAAUUUUCAAAAGCUUUGAACCGUUUCCAGAGAGAGGAUCCUACUUUCCGUGUUGGCUUGGAUCCGGAGAGUGGGCAGACAAUCAUUUCUGGUAUGGGAGAAAUGCAUUUACAGAUUUAUAUUGAACGCAUUAUGAUGGAGUACAACAUUGCUACUUCAGUUGGAAAACCUCGUGUGAACUUCAGAGAAACUAUUACUCAACGUGCUACUUUUGAUUAUUUACAUAAGAAGCAAUCCGGUGGACAAGGACAAUAUGCAAGGGUGAUUGGUUAUAUUGAACCACUUCCUGGAGCUAAGUUUGAAUUUGAAAACAUGCUUGUUGGUCAAGCUAUUCCAUCAAAUUUUAUGCCUGCAAUUGAAAAAGGCUUUAAAGAAGCUGCCAACUCUGGUGCCUUAAUCGGACAUCCAGUUGACAAUCUCCGAGUUGUCUUGACAGAUGGCGCUGCUCAUGCUGUUGACUCCAGUGAACUUGCCUUUAAACUGGCUUCUAUCUGUGCUUUUAGACAGUGUUACGGAGCUUCUAAACCAGUUAUAUUAGAACCUAUCAUGCUUGUUGAGUUGAAAGUACCCACAGAAUUUCAAGGAGCUGUCGCUGGUGAAUUGAACAAGAGAAAAGGUGUGAUUGUUGGCAAUGAUCAAGAUGGGGAUGAUUCUAUCAUUAGAGCUCAUGUCCCUCUUAACAAUAUCUUUGGGUAUUCUACAGUUCUUCGUUCGAUGACACAGGGAAAGGGUGAAUUCACAAUGGAAUAUAAGGAACAUUCAGCUGUUUCUCAUGAUGUUCAAACCCAAUUGAUAAACACAUACAAGGGCAAUAAGGCAGCUGAAUGAUUUGGCCUUGUUGAGAUGGAAGUUAUAACAAAAGUCGAGGUAAACAUGCAGGCACCUAGUCUUCACUAUAUUCUUCCCACAUGCUUUGAAGCAGAAAAACCCAUGUAAUUUUAUAGGGGUGCGCAAAGUUUGGUUUAAAACCAAAACUGCAUGUGAACCGAACCGAAUUGUUUCUACGGUUCGUUAGAACCGAAUCGAACCG
Lathyrus oleraceus (garden pea) is the source of this 2509-nucleotide messenger RNA. Its product is annotated as elongation factor G-2, mitochondrial. Lineage: Eukaryota; Viridiplantae; Streptophyta; Magnoliopsida; Fabales; Fabaceae. Gene Ontology annotation, molecular function: GTPase activity; GTP binding; translation elongation factor activity. The record is from RefSeq and is a predicted model, not a curated record. Gene Ontology annotation, biological process: mitochondrial translational elongation. Bases 67 to 2307 code for a protein of 746 amino acids. The transcript is spliced from 2 exons. Gene Ontology annotation, cellular component: mitochondrion.